CCGGCCUCGAUAGCAGCGCGGGGUCUCCCGGCACCCCCGGCACCGCCGACAUGGCCCCCCCGACAGGGAAUGUCGUGGACAGCCAGGCCCCGCGUCCCUUGGCCAGCCAGCUGCGCUGGGACCUGACGGCCGAGCAGAUCGAGGCCAUGGCGGCCGAGCUGACCGAGAGCACCAAGCUCGUGUACGACCGCGUGGGAGCCCAGGAGCGCGGCGAGGUCUCCUACGAGAACACGCUCAAGGCUUUGGCCGACGUGGAGGUGGAAUACACAGUCCGUAGGAACAUGCUGGACUUCCCCCAGCACGUGUCCCCCUGCAAGGCCAUCCGCGCCGCCAGCACCGAGGCCGACAAGAAGCUCUCGGAGUUUGAUGUGGAGAUGAGCAUGAGGCAGGACGUGUACCAGAGGAUUAUGUGGCUCCAGGAGAAAGCAGAGAGUGCUUCCCUGAAGCCUGAGGCAAAGAGGUACCUGGAGAGGCUGAUCAAGCUGGGGAAAAGGAACGGGCUCCACCUCCCCGAGGAGACACAGGAGAAAAUCAAAGCCAUCAAGAAGAAGCUGAGCGUGCUGUGCAUCGACUUCAACAAGAACCUCAACGAGGACACCACCUUCCUGCCCUUCUCCAGGGAGGAGCUGGGGGGGCUCCCUGAGGAUUUCCUGAACUCCCUGGAGAAGACAGAGGACGGGAAGCUGAAGGUCACCCUCAAGUACCCACACUACUUCCCCCUGCUGAAGAAGUGCUACGUGCCCGAGACCAGGAGGAAGGUGGAAGAAAUGUUCAACUCCAGGUGCAAAGAGGAGAACUGCCUGAUCCUGAAGGAGCUGGUGGACCUGAGGGCUCAGAAGGCCAAUCUGCUGGGCUUCAGCACCCACGCUGACUUUGUGCUGGAGAUGAACAUGGCCAAGAGCAGCCGGACGGUGGCCACGUUCCUGGAUGAGCUGGCCCAGAAGCUGAAGCCCCUGGGGGAGAAGGAGCGGGCUGUGAUCCUGGACCUGAAGAAGAAGGAGUGCGAGAAGCGCGGGCUGGAGUUCGACAACCGCAUCAACGCCUGGGACAUGCGCUACUACAUGAACCAGGUGGAGGAGACCAAGUACAGCGUGGACCAGAACCUGCUCAAGGAGUAUUUCCCCAUGCAGGUGGUCACCACGGGCCUCCUGGCCAUCUACCAGGAGCUGCUGGGCCUCACCUUCCACCUGGAGGAGAAGGCUCAGGUGUGGCACGAGGACGUGCAGCUCUACACGGUGAAGGACGCGUCCUCCGGGGAGACCAUUGGGAAGUUCUACCUGGACCUGUACCCACGGGAAGGGAAGUACGGCCAUGCUGCCUGCUUUGGCCUCCAGCCCGGCUGCCUCUUGCCGGACUCCAGCCGCCAAAUCUCGGUGGCCGCCAUGGUGGCCAAUUUCACCAAGCCCACGCCGGAUGCCCCUUCCCUGCUGCAGCACGACGAGGUGGAGACCUAUUUCCAUGAAUUCGGGCACGUCAUGCACCAGCUGUGCUCUCAGGCGGAGUUUGCCAUGUUCAGCGGGACACACGUGGAGAGGGACUUCGUGGAGGCCCCGUCGCAGAUGUUGGAGAACUGGGUGUGGGAGAAGGAGCCUCUGCUGCGCAUGUCCAGGCACUACAAGACAGGGAGCCCCAUCCCCGAUGAGCUGCUGGAGAAACUCAUUAAAUCCCGGCAGGCAAACACAGGGCUCUUCAACCUGCGCCAGAUCGUCCUGGCCAAGGUGGACCAGGCACUGCACACCCAGACCAAGGCUGACCCCGUGGAGGUGUUUGCCCAGCUCUGUGAAGAGGUGCUGGGUGUCCCUGCCACCCCAGGUACAAACAUGCCAGCCACCUUUGGCCACCUGGCUGGGGGCUAUGAUGCCCAGUACUACGGCUACCUCUGGAGCGAGGUGUUCUCCAUGGACAUGUUCCACACCCGCUUCAAGCAGGAGGGAAUCAUGAACUGCAAGGUGGGCAUGGAUUACAGGAAGUGCAUCCUUCAUCCUGGUGGCUCCGUGGAUGCUUCGGACAUGCUGAAGAGGUUCCUGGGCAGGGAGCCCAAGCAGGACGCCUUCCUGGCCAGCAAGGGACUGAAGGUGGAGAGCAGCUCGGUGCCUUCAGCCUGAGAGGUGCUGCUGGGCCCUGGCAGGGGGGGAAGCUCCUGCCCACGCACCUGCCCUCGCCUGGUUCCUGUCACCAAACACCCCCUGCCUGGAGCUGCCCCUCUGAGCCCCUCCUGGGCUUUGGGACGGGGCUCUGUGGUGACACAGAGGUGACCUGCCCUUGUCACCACAGGGUUGUGGGUCACCCUCACCAAUUGGCUGAACUUUGAACCUGGUUUCUGCACAAGGGUGAGUUUUGGCCUCGUUUGGAGCCAGGGAGGAGGGGGAGAGGAGUUCCCAAACUUGAAUCUUUGUUUUUAAAUUCCUUCUCUUUUAAGAAGCCUCGUUGUUGUUGUUGUUGCCACCUUGGCUUGGUUUGUGACACAGUUGUCACCAGGGCAGGGACAGUCCUGCUCUCCCCAUCUUUGGGCAGCUCUUGGCUGUGCAGAAAAGAUGGGGAGAUCCCAGAGCUCAAAACCCACAGGGAAUUAACUGGAACAUCCUGCCCUGAACCCCUCAGGGACCUUCCUGCCUGGCAGGGGGACAGAGGUGGCCAGUGCAGAUGUUCCAGAACAGGAGCUUUGGGGACCUCUGUGGCCUCUGUGUCCCAGGGCCAUCUCAGGGUCAUCCUGGGGCCACCCCAGGCCAGCCAGGGGCUCAGGCUGUGGCAGCUGAGGGUGUUGCUGUUGCUGUCAGCUCCUGGGACAGGGCAGGGUUGUGUUUAUGACUGAAAACACCCGAGCUGACAGCUUCAAACAACACAAAUGCCGGGAUAAAAAUAUCCCUGGGCUCCGUGCCAGGCCUUGAGCUGCCGGCCACGGGAGGGGCAGCAGCCAGCCCGGGCUGUGCCACCUGCCCCAGGCUGUCCCCAGCGUGCCCCAAGGCAGCCCGGGCUGUGCCACCUGCCCCAGGCUGUCCCCAGUGUGUGCCCCAAGGCAGCCCGGGCUGUGCCACCUGCCCCAGGCUGUCCCCAGCGUGCCCCAAGCCAGCCCGGGCUGUCCCCAGUGUGCCCCAAGCCAGCCCGGGCUGUGCCCCCUGCCCCAGGCUGUCCCCAGCGUGCCCCAAGGCAGCCCGGGCUGUGCCACCUGCCCCAGGCUGUCCCCAGUGUGUGCCCCAAGCCAGCCCGGGCUGUGCCACCUGCCCCAGGCUGUCCCCAGCGUGCCCCAAGGCAGCCCGGGCUGUGCCACCUGCCCCAGGCUGUCCCCAGUGUGCCCCAAGCCAGCCCGGGCUGUGCCGCCUGCCCCAGGCUGUCCCCAGUGUGUGCCCCAAGCCAGCCCGGGCUGUGCCACCUGCCCCAGGCUGUCCCCAGCGUGCCCCAGGACCCUGUGUGGCACAGGGUGUUGUGGCACAAGGCUCCUGACCCCUGUCUGGGGCUUCCUUGGGGGCUGAGGAGCUUCAGGGGGAGCUGGGAUUUGUGUCCCACCCCUUCCAGCCUCGGGUGCAUUGUGUGAGGCCAUUUCAGGGCCGUGGGAUCCAUCCCUGCCUCUCUGCCGUAGUUUGGGGACACGAGUGACAGCUGAGUGCCCCAGCUCACUGCCACCACCCCAGCACUGCAGGCUGUUCCCUGUCCUUUGUCACCAGCGCGGCUCUGGCGCUGGGACGAGGCUCCCCCCCAGUGCAGACACAGUCGUUGCUGUCACCUCUGUCCCCCAGGCCCCGCUGGUGACACGGGAAGGUCGGUGACGCCCCCUGGGCGGGUCUGGAAGCGGCUCCUUGGUGCUUGCUGGGGCCACCUCGAGCAUCUUGUCCUUGUCCCCUCCCCUCUGUGUUUUAGGCACGGCCUCCGGGCCGCCCCUGGGUGUUUUUAGUGUCCUGUUUUACUGAGCUUUUCAGCGUUUUCUCUGACUCCUCUCUCAGAGGGAGAGAGAAGUGAAGCUGAACAGGGAAACCACGCACUUUCCUCCCUCUGUCCCCUCUCCAGUGUCCCCACUGCCCCAUGGGGGUGACCUGGCACCUCUCCAGUCCCAGCACCAGGACAUGGAGCUGCACCUCCCCAUCCUCAUCCCCAUCCCAGGCUGGCAGGGAAGAGAGAGCUCCUUUUUAUUUUGGAGGUUUGGAUUUCGGGGGUUGUUUUUUUUUCCUGUUAACAGUUUUAAAGGGCAAACUGGUGUGUGUGUGUGUGUGUGUGUGUGCGUGUGUGUGUGCGCCGUUCGUACUGGUCACGUCCCACCCCCUGCUUGUUUUCCAUGACUGGAUUUUAGACGGUUCCCAGCACUAAUAAAGGUUUUCCUCCGCGGA
Messenger RNA from Agelaius phoeniceus (red-winged blackbird), 4319 nucleotides. RefSeq names its product thimet oligopeptidase 1 (gene THOP1). Gene Ontology annotation, molecular function: metalloendopeptidase activity. Gene Ontology annotation, cellular component: mitochondrial intermembrane space. Gene Ontology annotation, biological process: proteolysis; peptide metabolic process. The record is from RefSeq and is a predicted model, not a curated record. Lineage: Eukaryota; Metazoa; Chordata; Aves; Passeriformes; Icteridae.